AUAGAUUUAGCUUCCUUCCCAUCAAAACAAUUGUAAGGGUUUAUUUUAUUCUCUCUACGCUUUAGGUUACAUGGUGCACGGGACCACUGGCUUAUUCUUCUUUCUUAUACAAGAUUUAAAGCUGGUCUUUUUAGCUGUUUCGAAAAUUCUGAAGAGCAGAAAAUGGCAACUGCGCCUGAAAAUGCAACGAAGGAGGUCAAUGAAGACCCGAAGAUCGAUUUGUUUGAAGACGAUGACGAAUUCGAAGAGUUCGAAAAUGAAGAGUGGGAUGAUAAGGAAGAUGAGAAAGAAGCUUUACAACAGUGGGAGGAUGAUUGGGACGAUGAUGAUGUCAAUGACGAUUUCUCCCAGCAACUAAGAAGGGAACUUGAGAGCAAUCCAGAAAAAAAAUAGGAUUAUGCUAGUCUCUCCAAUGUUAUUGCUUUGCUUAUGGAAAAGGCCUCGAAUGAUAGAUCUAGGUAUAAACAAGCAAAUAGAAGAACCUAUUUCAGUUGAAUGUGGGUCCUAUUAUUAUUCAGAUCAUAUUUACAUUGAGUAAAACAAUUAAAUCAUUAGAGACUAUCUUGUGUCAAUGAUUAUUUACAUCCAGAAGUUUUAGUA
This is a messenger RNA of Cryptomeria japonica (Japanese cedar), 600 nucleotides long. RefSeq names its product protein DELETION OF SUV3 SUPPRESSOR 1(I). The record is from RefSeq and is a predicted model, not a curated record. Gene Ontology annotation, cellular component: proteasome complex; proteasome regulatory particle, lid subcomplex. Lineage: Eukaryota; Viridiplantae; Streptophyta; Pinopsida; Cupressales; Cupressaceae. Gene Ontology annotation, biological process: proteasome assembly; mRNA export from nucleus; double-strand break repair via homologous recombination. The transcript has 3 exons. Bases 163 to 393 code for a protein of 76 amino acids.